AGAGCUGCACCAUCUUGUUCUCCUAAUCUCGUCACUUCGUCUCCUCCCAUACUCCUUCGCCGCAUCUCGCAUUCUCGUCAAUGGAGACGAGAGACCAGAGCAGCAUCUCGCAAUAAAACUACAGCCGUCACUCCCAUUAGCCUUCUCGUCAGCCGCAUCUCCUUCUCGUUAGCUGCAUCUCGUUCUCGCCAGCGCCUUCUCGCCGGAGCUGCCAACUUGUGACGGAAAUGGAAAACAGGGAGAAGAGAUAUCUAGCUUGCGAUUGAAGUGGCCAAUAUAUUCCUCUGAAGAAACCGCAUCAACACUCUCUGAUGCAGCAAGCAAAACAAAUCUUGAUGAUUUGAAGAAGGAAUUGCCACCAAAUAAAGUUCUUGUAAAUGGUCGAAGGUAUUUAGUGAGAAAGAGCAAGAUAAGGGCGGAGUAUUGGCACAAUUACCUUGAGUAUUUGGAAGGUGAUUUUCUAAGAGCUGAAUGUAAGUUUUGUGAUAAAACUUUUUCCGCUGACAGUAAUCUAAAUGGCUCAAAAAACGUCAAGAAUCAUUCAGAAAUAUGUCUAGGUAAUCCUGCCAAUAAAGAUAAAGGAAAAGGAAAACAAUCUGAGUUGGUUUUAACUCAUGGGGAUAAUGAUGGUGGUGAUGGAGAGAAUAAAUUGAAAUAUGGGACUGUGAAUUUAAAAGAUAACAAGGUGAUUCGAUUGGUAGAGUUAGACAUUGUGUUAAAUAUGUUAGGAACUCUCCUGCAAGAUUGCAAAGGUUUAAUGAUCUUGUUCAAAAGGCAAAUAUUGGUAGUAAGUCCUCUUUAUCUAUUGAUGUUCCCACACGUUGGAAUUCAACUUUCAUGAUGUUGGAUAAUGAUGUGAAAUUUCAACGUGUUUUUAGUGGUAUAUCCUUGCCAACUGGAAAAGACAUUCCUAAAGACGAAUUGCCUCCUGAAUCUGGUGACUGGGAGAAGGUAGAGAGGUUGCUUGUUUUUUUGAAAGGAUUUUAUCUUAUAACUCGUCGUAUUUCAGGAUCUCUUUAUGUGACUAGCAAUAAAGGUUUUUUUGAGAUUGCUGCCAUUUGUGAUAUGUUUGUUGGACAAUGUGCUAUCAUGAAUAUAUAUUUUUGCAAUGUCCUUUGCACAUUGUCUUUUAGGUUUUGAUAAUGACAAAAGGGUGACAAAACAUCAUCAUCAUAUUGUGCAUCAAGGCUAAGAAUCAAAGCUACAACAAGUUCAUAUCCGUCCGUGAAGAAGGGACUUGAGCAUCGGUGGAAGGAACAAGACCGAAGAGGUUGUUUCCUUAGUUGGGUAGUGUUUUAGGUCUUAGACUAUGUGUUAAAGAGUAUGGCAUCUCUAAGGUUCAUUCCCUUAUCAUCCUACCUUUAAAACACAUUUUAGAUCAGCCUUUCUAUUCGAAAAAUCUUUAGUCUAUUCGAAUAAGUCGUGAUCUUUCCUGUGACUGAAGUUAACCUGUUUUAUUUGAAUAAAUCCACCACUUUUUCAAAUAAGUCCUGGUUUUCAACCUGAUUUAUUCGAAUAGGAACUGGUUUUUCAAGCCACGUGAUUGAUCCAAACUAUUCGAAUAGUUCUUGAGUUAUUCGAACAAGUCGACAGUUUCAACUACCAAAUGGCUAGUUUUUUGAAUGCUUUUCAUCCCUAUCCACUCCCUAACUUCUAUAAACUACCUACUUUCGUGAUUAUCUUCAUGAGAGCACUUAGAACACUUUGAAGAACAUAUUCUUUGAAUAUCCAAAGAGAUUCUACUCAAUCCCCUCCUUAUAUCCAAGCAAGGCAAUUGUUUUGAUUUCUAAAUCAUUUCUUGCUUGAGUUUUUCCUCAUUGCUCGAGUCUUUGAGAGGUAUUGCCAUAUUCUAAAGGACUUCAUUGUAUUUGCAACAAUCUACUCCGUGUUGGGAGAAUUACUCGGUUGCGGUUUGUUUUCUUACUUUAUUGUAAGAGAUUUGUAUUCUUGGUGUUGGGAUUACACCAAGUGGUAGAAAUCCUAACGGUUUGUGAAAUCAAACGUUAGGUGGAAGAAAUCCUGAGUUUUGUGAAAUCAAAACUUUGGUGGUAAGAUAAGAGGCUUGUGAAAUCAAGUUCUCAAGUUGUAUUCGGAUAGUCAAACUUCGUUAAGUUUGACAGGUUCGUGAAGACCUGGGCACGAUUGCUUUGAGGACUGGAUGUAGGCAUUUAGGCUGAACCAGUAUAUCUCGUGUGUGCAUUGCUCUUAUCCUUCACUUUAUUUUGUUUGUGGUGCAUUGUUUUUUGUUGAAUAUUCGUGAAGAACGUUUUUGCGCAAAAAAAAACUGGUCUUUUGGGCAACACCUCUAUUCACCCCCCUCUAGAGGUGUGCGAGGCGUCUAACAAUGUUGAAUAAAUGGGAAAAAAAUGUUGAUCCUGAAUUUCAAGCAAUGGCCAUUGCAAUGAGAGAGAAAUACAACAAGUAUUGGGGAGAUGUGGAUAAAAUGAACAAGCUUAUUUACGUUGCAGCAAUUCUUGAUCCACAUUAUAAGAUGUUAGUGGUUGGAAUCACACCUGUUGACAUGUUUGGAGUGAAAAAAGGCAAAGAUCUUGCAGAAAAUGUUGAAAAAUGGUGCAAGCUCUCUUGUGUGCACAAGAUUCGCUACGAACAAAAAGGAAUCACCGGAGUAGACUUAGAAGAAAACAUAAAAGAACUUGAAAAAGGUUUGUGAUAAUUUAGUUUGUUUAAAUCUAAUAUCAUUUUCUAAUUAUCAUGCAUCAAAAGAAAUGUAAGAUAUAUGUAUGAUCCUAGGGUUAUUUUCUAGAGAACCUAGAAAUUAUGAGAAUUUUAGGAAUGCACCUAGAAAAUCUAAUUAUCUUAGGACACAUAGAAAGUCACCUAGUCCAUAUAGAUAUAUGUAUGAUCCUAGGGUUAUUUGCCAUUU
Cuscuta campestris is the source of this 2884-nucleotide messenger RNA. The record is from the annotation of a GenBank genome assembly. Lineage: Eukaryota; Viridiplantae; Streptophyta; Magnoliopsida; Solanales; Convolvulaceae.